Messenger RNA from Columba livia (rock pigeon), 801 nucleotides. It is a transcript of the gene RPS10, whose product is annotated as ribosomal protein S10. The record is from RefSeq and is a predicted model, not a curated record. The transcript is spliced from 6 exons. Bases 215 to 754 code for a protein of 179 amino acids. Gene Ontology annotation, cellular component: cytosolic small ribosomal subunit. NCBI's taxonomy places the organism in Eukaryota, Metazoa, Chordata, Aves, Columbiformes, Columbidae. Gene Ontology annotation, molecular function: RNA binding; structural constituent of ribosome.
AGCGGAGCGCGCCCUCACCCGAGCCGCGCCUCUCGCUUUGACACGGGACAGCUCACGGUUGAAAACGCGGGGACGUGAUUCAGUGUGCACGGGCAGCGCUGAGCUGCUGGGGUUUCCUCUGCAGCGAGCGGCCGGGGCGGAAAGCAACGCGGGGGUUCCUGCAGGAGACAGUAACGUGGGGGCGCCGCUGGGGCUUGUCGUACCAACUAGCAGUAUGUUGAUGCCCAAGAAGAACCGAAUUGCCAUCUACGAACUCCUUUUUAAGGAGGGAGUGAUGGUGGCCAAGAAGGACGUCCACAUGCCGAAGCACCCCGAGCUCGUGGACAAGAACGUGCCCAACCUCCACGUCAUGAAAGCCAUGCAGUCUCUGAAAUCCCGUGGUUACGUGAAAGAGCAGUUUGCGUGGAGGCAUUUCUACUGGUACCUGACCAACGAGGGCAUCCAGUACCUGCGCGACUACCUUCACCUGCCCCCCGAGAUCGUCCCCGCCACCCUGCGCCGCAGCCGCCCGGAGACCGGCAGACCACGGCCCAAAGGUCUGGAAGGCGAGCGCCCUGCACGUCUCACUCGGGGAGAAGCUGACAGGGACACGUACAGACGCAGCGCCGUCCCACGAGCGCCGUAUGUGGUCAGUAACGCAUUCUUCUCCUCUUCAGCUGGUGCCGACAAGAAGGCUGAGGCUGGGGCUGGAGCAGCCACUGAAUUCCAGUUUAGAGGCGGAUUUGGUCGCGGACGUGGUCAGCCUCCUCAGUAGAACUUCCUGCUCAUGUUUUGUGUAUAAUAAAAUAGGUGAAAAUGCCA